Patella vulgata (common limpet) is the source of this 5501-nucleotide messenger RNA. Its product is annotated as multivesicular body subunit 12B. The record is from RefSeq and is a predicted model, not a curated record. Gene Ontology annotation, biological process: virus maturation; viral budding; regulation of epidermal growth factor receptor signaling pathway. The transcript has 10 exons. Bases 123 to 920 code for a protein of 265 amino acids. NCBI's taxonomy places the organism in Eukaryota, Metazoa, Mollusca, Gastropoda, Patellidae. Gene Ontology annotation, cellular component: late endosome; ESCRT I complex.
GUAACUCUCAAUGUAUAUUUAUUAUUGGGAAAGACCUGAAGUAUUUAUUUUUCGUCAUUAUGUCAACAUUUUGAUGAAUAUAAGUUGCCCUUCUAUUGAAAACUUUCCUUGUUCAGUGUGCAAUGGCAGAAGAUCUUCCAAUAACUGGUGUUUGUAUUGUUGCUGAUCCAGCAAAAUGUCCACCAAAUUACACAUUGAUGGAUAAAACGUAUGGUGCUAUUCCUGAAGAUGCUGACUUGUGGAAGGAUAAAAUAUGGGGUCGAAAGGUCACGAGAUACAUGUGUGUUGAAAGGGGCUAUGCAGCACAGGAAACCAACGUACUGGUCGAUGUUGCUAUUAUUAAUGAUAGAGAUCCAGUCCCUCCAGGGUUUACAGUUGUAGAUAAUACUUUUGAUACACGAGAAAAAGCUAUAAAAAAGAAAGUAUUAUGUGUUAGAUGGAUGGAUAAAAGUAUGACACAAGAUGUGAUCACAGAAUUAGUAUUGUUGGGUCGCGGAUCUCGCAAACCUCCUGUGAAUUAUACAUUAAUCGGUGAAUUAAAUGGUUUUUCGUUAUGUUAUAAAAUUGGUAGACUUGUAUUACCAGGUGGUAUAAGUUCAUCCCAGGUUGAAUCAAAUACUGUUAAUAAUUAUCAUAAUAAUGUUCUCAACAUGUCUAACGUAGGAUCUAGUUUACCAUAUCCUCUCAAUCCGGACCAACCAACAGCUGCACCCUCUAUUAGACCCGCAGGUGACGACCACGUUACAGCAGCUAAUGCAUUGAUUGGUGUUCCCUGGCAGUUGAAUCCAAAAUUUCUAAUGUUAUCUGAGUUACAAAAUAUUACGAUUCCCAGGAUACCAUAUAAAUCUUUAUAUGAUGUGGAAACACAGUAUGAUUAUGAUUUUAACGUGGAGAGAUCGACAAAAGCUGCAGAAAAAUGAAAAUUUGUUUACUCCACUACACAAUUAUUUCUAUAUUUCUACCAUUGUAAAUAUUUACCGACAGUGUGCUAGAUAGUCGUACAUCAACGUAAAACAUGUUGCCUUAGUAACCAGCAAGUUUACUACACAGCUUUAACAGUUUGUGUGACAUUCACAAACUUUAUAGAAACACAAAAAAUUACAAUAUUAUGCUGCCAAAAAUGUAAAUAUAAAGAAUCGUUUGCAGCUUAGAAUUGUUUUAAAUUGAACCAUCUAAAAAUUGUGUAUUUUCUUGAUGUUGCGGCCUUCUCCCCCAAUAAAUAUUAUAUGUUUCGUGAAUCAUGCUGAUCCCCGUAAGUGCUGUUGUGUAGUCAACUCUCUUUUAGCUCGAUAGGAAUUUCACUCUUUUUUGAAAGGCUUUAAUUUGAAUGGAUGUUUGACAGAGCUAUAGAAUUUAUCUGUUAUACACUGUCAUUUAAAUUUUUAUAGUUCAAAUAUCACAAUUUGAGCUGACCAAUAAUACAAGAAAAAAUUAUCCUACCCUAUUAAAAUAUUUUCUCCCGCAUCCCCACUUGUCUUUGUCAAAUAUUUCCUUAUCCUUUUCCAAAAGACAUUUGUCUGGGAAAAAUACAGUUCUUUGUUGAAGGACUAAUGGCUCAUAUUUGGGCCAUUUUAGCUAGGCAGUAUCUAACUUUAAUUAAGAAUGUCUUUACUUUCACUUUGUGAUUGGGUGCCCCCUAAAAUGAAUGCCAGAGGGCUUUGACCCCCAUCCUCCCACCCCACCCCCCACAUCUGAUUUAGCACAUAAAUUACACAAGUUUGUUAGUGGCUUACACUUCUUGUUUUAAAGUAAAAUAUUUGUAUUUUGAUUUGUGAUAUACCCUGUAGAAAUAUAAUCUUAAACCAUUGCCAUGGAAAUUAUUAUUCUACAAAUGUUUAUAUGUAUGGUUAAAUUAAAUUUUUUGUAUACAUUAUUAAUAUCGGAAUACACCUAUAGAGGGCAGACAGCUUCCUUAUAUAAUUUAAUGUAUGUCAGAAUGAAAUUAAUUGGUAAAUCUGUUAACUGGACAUAUUUAUAUUUAUAUAUAAUGUAUAUCUCAAAAUAUUAGCACAACGUAAAGCUGCACUACUUUGUUUCACAGUAAACGAUGAAAAAAUGAAAGGUAUGCCAACACAAACUGAUUUCAACAACAUUAUUAAAGGUUUUAUUCACUCAUCUGUGGAGCUAGUCGGAAAUAAUUUGAUUAUCAUAUAUCUACUGUUAAUAUAUUAUGUUUAUUGUAAAUAGAUUGUAAAAUUAUUGGGCUGUUUGUCUGGCUGAAGCCAUCUCAGCAUUCAUGAAUGAUGGGGCUUGAUUAUUUAUUCAUCUAUAUUGUAUUGUGCAGCCUCUAGCCUUAGUUGCCCAGCUCCUGCUUCGAAUAUUGGACUGGACAAAUUAGCAUUAAUUGUGUAUACAGUAACUGGCUGUCUGGUUGUUCGAACAAUUCCUUGUACAUUGUGCAUCGAUUGUCAAACGAUUUUUGAUAUGAUGUCACAAUUGCAAGAUGGCAGGGAUGACAUCAUGCUCGGGUCCUGGUGCACAUAGUACGAUCAUUCUUUUUCAUCUUAAACAAUUGAAAGAUUUAUUAAAAUCUCUGUAUGAUUGACCUUUGACUAAUAUCCAGACUAAUAUUCCUUGUAGUCAAUGUGGAGACAAUUUAGGCUGAAAUAUAGGUUUAUAUCCCAAAGAUCUGGUUACUUUCGAUAUUGGCAUGUUUCGGACUGUAACUUCAUGGAUUAUGGUUCCUGAUUGUAUGAAAAAUCACUUUUUUGGCUUGUUCUCUGUCCAUCUCUUUCAAAAUGUGAAAGUAUCUUGUAUGGCAACCCCUUGUUAGUAUUCUUUAUUUGUCACCUAUAAAAAUGAAAUUGUGUUUAAUCAGUUUUUAUAUACCCAUAUGGACAUAUAUUGCCGUCACACCCGCCCGUCUAUCUGUGAACACUCUUACGUGAAAAAUUAUCAUCUGAUUGUUUUAAAAUUGAUAUAAGUUGUUUACAUUAGUGAGGUGAAGAAGCCUGUCUAAUUUCAAUAAUUCUGUUUAUUAUGUCUAGAGUUAUGGCUCUUGUGAGUUGUUGAACCUUGUGAAUGCCAAAAGUGAUCAUCCGAUUUUUGUGAAAUUUAUAUGCAUUAUUUAAAUUAGUAAAACGCAGAAGCCUAUUGAAUUUCAGCAAUAUCCAUUUAUUACGUCUAGAGUUAUGGCCCUUGUUUCACUUUGUUGAACCUUGUGAACCCUCCAACGCUAAAAAUUAUCCGAUCUGUCUGAAAUUUAUAUGCAGCAUUUAGAUUAGUGAAACCACAAAGACUAUUGAAUUUCAACAAUUUACAAUAAUUACUUCUAGAGUUAUGGCCCUUGUUAAUGCUCGAUUGAUGAAAGUUAUCAUCCAAUAUGUAUGAAAUUUAUAUGCAUAAUUUAAAUUUGUGAAAUGGAGGUCUUAAAUUUCAGCAAUUUCCGUCAAUUAUUCCUAGAGUUAUGGUCCUUGUUUUACUGUAUGAGAUUUAUAUGCAUUAUUUAAAUAAUUAAAACGAAAACAUCUUGUCAAAUUUCAAAAUUUUCUGUAAAUUACUUCCAGAGUUACGGCCCUUGUUUCAGUUUGUAGAACCUUGUGAACCCUCAAAUGACAAAAUAUUAUAAUCUGAUCUGUAUGAAAUUGUCUUGUAAAUGCCCCCAAUUACCUGCAAAAGAAUAAAUAUUUAGCUACUGUUGGCAUAUUUUUUGUUGCCUGGCAACCUAUCUUUUUCCUGGGUGGUCUAGUGGUUUAACACAUACACUUUAAGUUGUAAGAUCUGUCAUUGAGUUAACUGGCGUGGUUUCAAUUCCCUGCUUGUUCGUGACAAGGAGUAGGGCUGCCUGUCCAACCUCGUGGGAUUUUACUGAGUGCUGUAGUUUCAUCCCACUGCUGAAUACCUCAAGGCGCAAUUGAACCAUUUGUUAGUCCUGCAAUGACAGAGUUCUGUGUCAAGUGGACGUUAAACCCCAGUUCUCGUACUCAGGUCACAAUAUGAACUGAUAGUCUUUAUGAAACUCUUGUGUUCGAUUCAUGGAUAGAGUUUUCAUGAAAUAUAAAUAUAUACCCAGUGUAGAUUGAUUUAGCUUUUGUAUAAAGUCACGCAAUUAUGCUCAGUUUGUUGUCUGCUCAUAGGAUUAUGGUUUUUGUUGUCUUUAAAUAUUUAUUGAUAAUGUUCUGUAUAUACUUUUUGAUUUUCUAUCAUCUUAAACACUAUAUUUAACCUUAGAGAUUGCUUUCGAUCUUGAACAAUAUUGUAUUAUUUAAAUUCCCUGAUAGUUAUUUGCAUUUCUCAGACAAUAUCUAAUUUUUACACGGCUUAAUCCAUGUUAAUAUGUACUAAGGUCAGCAACUUGGGACUCGACUUGGACUUGGUCCUGCAACUUGUUCCCACCUCUGCAUAUUAGGGUCUCUUACACUCUGUAUUUAGCCUUUAUUCUGGCAUGGGUGGAAACUUUUGUUUGCCUUUCAGCACGAACACGCGUAUGUGCAUAAUAUUUGUUUCAAUGUAUAUAUUAUAUUGUAUGUGAAUGUAGUCCAAAUAUGAUUUCAUAUACAUGUAUACGAUGAUAUUGAGGGUACUGUCUUUAUUUAGGUUUAUUUGUUUUAAAUUGUAAAAAACGUAAAAAAGAAUCGUGGUGUGAAUCUGAGUGCAAAUCUUGAGUUAAUGCCCCUGCUUAUCUUUAACUUGACCCUGACCUUAAAGCAGUUAAAUAAAACUAUAGUUGUUUUGUGUGUAAACUCUUAAAAAUUGAUUUAUAAAUUGGAAUAUUCACUGAAAAACAAAACCUAGCUAAUUAAUGAACAGUCUUUUCAUUGGCUUAGACCUGAAAUUUAUGAUAAUAUUUUAACCCUCAACCAAUAAAAAAGACAUUCCUUUAAAUACUUUACUUUUAGUUUUCGUGAAUGAGGUCCCUGCUCAAAAAUACAGAUAGUGUUCUCUAAUUAGAAAUGGUUUGACGCAUCUGUCAUUGAGUCAAGUGGCGUAGUAUUGAUUUCGCGCUUGUACGUGAGAAGGAGUAGGGUCGCAUGUCCAACCUCAUGGGUUUUCUCCAGGUCCUUCCCAUUGAACUAAAAUUGAACUAUAUGCUUGUCCCAAAAUGACCUGAUUUGUGUGGAGUGGAUGUUAAACUCUCUCUCUCUCUCUCUCCACUAACAUUCAAAGAGGAUUCAAUUUAAGGGAAUUAGUCUUAUGAAAUUAUAAAUGAAUUAAUAUAUAAUUUAUCAUUAAUAAGUCCCCUAUUCUUUCAUUGUUCUACUGACAUUCAAAGAGGGUUCUUCAUUUUAAUGGAAUUAUUCUAUGAAAUAAGCAAAUGUAUUAAGAUGAUUUAUUUGUGUAAAUUAUAUGAUUGGUUGGGUUUAGCUGUUAAGUAUUAGAUAAUAUAUAUGGGUAGGCCAUGUGUAAAUUAAAUAUAGCAGGCCUACUGUAGUUGAUCUGGGCCUAAAGAAUAUAGUAGGCCAUGUGUAAGUAAAAUGUAGCAGGCCUACUGUAGCUCAAGUGAUCUAUUAAUUAUACUAAUGUUUUUAUAUUGUAGAUUAAAUACUUAUCAUUAUUCAGAA